AUGAAUCUUAGGACAAAGGUUAGAACAGGAUUUGUGUCACCGGUAAAGGUUGCUACAAAGGACACUGAUACCAAGGUUGCACUAUCACCUCCAAAGCAAUCUGAUAGUCGCAUACCUCAAGCUACCCUUUGGAAACAUAUUCCCUCAAUCAAUUUUGACAACGACAAUGAUAAAGACAAAGAAAAGGAAAAGGACUCAUUAUCAAAUAGAAUAAUCAAUUAUAUAUAUUCAAAGAAUGAACCAUUAUCAUUGAAUGAAGUCAUCAAUCAUCUUGGUACUGGCAAAGUCACUGGAACUGGAUCAAACGUUGACAAGAAGUUGGUGGAGUCUACAUUACAAACAUUGUUGAACAAGAAGUUGAUUGCAAAGAUUGCUGUGGACAAGACUGGUGGUCAUGGCAUAUCACUCUACUCUUCAAUCCAAUGGCAUCGACUCACUCAAUCAUACAUUGCUAGUCGACAACAUGACAAGGCCAACAACGCCAAGGACACACAAUCCACAUCAUCCACAUCAUCCACUCCCAUCAAGAGCACGACCGCCAACGACAACAAGACAAAUAUCAAUCACAACAAUCAUUUAUCAACACCAACCAAGAAGGUCAAUCAUCUGGCGACUCCAACAAAGAGCAAGGCGCUACAGGACAGUCUCAAGAGGAAGACGACAAUGAGGAAUGGUCCGAGUGAGCCAGAGUCACCUUACAAGAAGCCCAGGACUGAGAGUGAUGUCUAUCCCCUGGAAUCAAUGGUCAAUGAUGAGUUGUCGAUAAUAGCCGAGGAGAGGAAGCGUCUGAAACAAUCAAUCGAGGACAAGAAGUUUCAACUGGCAAGCUUCACAAGUACGACCAAGCCCACGCCAAUACAAGUGAGCAAAAAGUUCCAACAUGGCAGCAACCAGAAUGGCAACGUCGAUGUCCUUAUUACCAAGUGGAAGAAGGUCGCCAAGGUUCUUGUGGAGAGGCUGCAGUCGACCUACAUGGAGGCGCUCAAGAAGCAAGAAGAGUCAGACGGGCUGCUGUGCAACUUGGAUCCCAAGGUGGCGGCCCAGCGCAAGCGAAAGAAUGCACUUGCUCUUGCAGGAUUCCAACCGAGCAAUAGUUGGAUUGAUCAUGAUCGCGACCAGGAUAAAGAUCAAGCCGGCAAGGAUAGCGAUCAGUACGAUGAUGGGGGUGUUGGUGGAGGAGAGGUUGAGACACGUGAAGGCCAAGAAGAUGAAGAUAUCGACGUCACAACAAAGUUGUUCAUACUCAAGGUGUUUGGACUUGACCCCAAAGUAAUGGAUUAUGACGCGGAGAACGAUGCCUUUAGAUAA
This is a messenger RNA of Acytostelium subglobosum LB1, 1308 nucleotides long. RefSeq lists its product as hypothetical. NCBI's taxonomy places the organism in Eukaryota, Evosea, Eumycetozoa, Acytosteliales, Acytosteliaceae. The transcript has 2 exons. Bases 1 to 1308 code for a protein of 435 amino acids. The record is from RefSeq and is a predicted model, not a curated record.